This is a messenger RNA of Bacillus rossius redtenbacheri, 5701 nucleotides long. Its product is annotated as very long chain fatty acid elongase 7-like. The transcript has 8 exons. NCBI's taxonomy places the organism in Eukaryota, Metazoa, Arthropoda, Insecta, Phasmatodea, Bacillidae. Gene Ontology annotation, cellular component: endoplasmic reticulum membrane. Gene Ontology annotation, biological process: sphingolipid biosynthetic process; fatty acid elongation, saturated fatty acid; very long-chain fatty acid biosynthetic process. Gene Ontology annotation, molecular function: fatty acid elongase activity. Bases 264 to 1100 code for a protein of 278 amino acids. The record is from RefSeq and is a predicted model, not a curated record.
UUUCUUAGACUUUUUGUUGGGGAAUUAUUGUUUUUAUUUAUCUAAGUUGAUACAAAUUGUUGGGGUCUAUUUAUUGAUUUGUGGAGCAGGACCUGCACCAGGCCUGAGAUACUGAACGGUAAUUCAAAUAAUGAUUUAUUCUUCGUCUUUGAUCGACAAUUUACUCAUGCGGCUUUUAAAUGAUUGAAAAUAGGAAUUCAUUAAUGCUUUUGUUAUUUCAAGAGAUUUUUUUGAAAUUACCUUCAUAGGGAGAAACUUCAAGAAUGAACUUGUCGGUGGGUUUGACGAGUGGCCUCUUCCAGAACUAUGACACAAUACAGGCUGAGAAGAGAGCGUUGAACGUGGACUCGUGGUUCCUGAUGAGCAGUCCUCUGCCGGUGGCCUCCGUCCUCGCGGCCUACCUGCUGUUCGUCCUGAAGCUGGGACCGGCCUUCAUGAGGGACCGCAAGCCGCUCCAGCUGACGUACUUGCUGGUCGUGUACAACUUCUGCCAGGUCCUCUUCAGCAUAUACCUGUGCUCCGCCAGUGUGGAAAGUGGGGCGCUUCAAAGCUUCUAUAGGAAUGUGUUUCAACCCAACAAUCCAAGUCGCAUACCACUAUCACCUACUUUAGCUAGUGCAUCAUGGUGGUACUUCUUCUCCAAGUUGGUGGAACUCUUGGACACAGUGUUCUUUGUGCUGAGGAAAAACCAGCGGCAAGUGACGUUCCUUCACGUGUACCACCACACCAUCACAGCGGGUGGUUCGUGGUGUUUCCUCAAGUACUUGCCAGGAGAGCAGGGCUUGAUCGUUGGCCUGUUCAACUGUGCGGUGCACGUGUUCAUGUACUUCUACUACAUGCUGGCGGCGCUGGGGCCCUCCUUCCACAAGUACCUCUGGUGGAAGCCCUACAUCACCAUUCUGCAAAUGGCGCAGUUCAUUAUGGUGAUGAUUUACACAUCAUCGAUAAUCAUUUUCAACGAUAAGUUGCCGACUAUUUUAUCUUAUUUUUUCCUUGCAAAUGCUGCCUUCUUUGCAUACUUGUUCUCAGAUUUUUACAAGAAAACUUACAACCCCAAUAAGAAAUACUCAAGUGUAAGGGGUACUUUAAAACUGAAUUAAACUGAAUUAACUCAGCAUGUAUGAAGCAGCUGAUCGAACCGUGUUGGUGGAAACACAACCGUGACAGGACUCUGUGACGUCAAAGUGCCUGACCUACAUCCUGAGAUAAUCGCAUCAAAAUUAUAUGUGUAUUUUAAACAUAAUGAGCGUGAAUGUGAAUUUAUAUUUCACAAUUUUAAGUGAAUGUAAAAUAAUUGUACAUUCUCUAUUGUGUUGCAUUUGUACAUAAGGUUAUUUCAAUAAAGUUUUGCAUGUCUCAGCUAUGUAUUUUGAAGUACAUGUUUGUAGUGGUGACUGUACCCAACGACAGGUACAGCCCCUGAAGGGUACUAGGGUUGUCACAAGGCAGUGUCAGACCAUAAUAUGAAAUCUGAAAGAAGUACAGCACUGUGACACGAUAAGUCUGCUGAAAGUCUGUACGCCUCUCGACGUAACACUGUUCGAUUAGCACACUUUCGAAGUAACGAUGCCAAUAAAUAAUGGUAAGAUUUGAAAUAACGUGGUCAUAGUUUCUAAGUAGUGCUGUUUUCUUUUACAUUAAUUUUUAUUCCGUGCUCACACAAUGGCAAUAGUACAUGUGUAUCAUACAUAUAAUUCAAUGAAUUAAUAAUGUGACGAAUCAACAAACAGAAUUGUUCUUUCCUUAAUAUCUAUUCACUUCCUUCAUUGCGUAUUUAUCUCUGACAACACUGUGUGUUCAGCUGACACUUUUUUUACCUCGGACCGACUUGGAUACGCUAGAGGCAAAUGUGCUCAGGCAAAUCACUGCAGACAUGCAUUUAGUAAACAACAGAGUAGGGACGUUAACAGGAUAAAAAAAUUUUUUUUUUAAAAUAGAAAAUAUUAAGUUUAUGCUUUUUUUAAUUCUUAUUAUAACUGAAAUACAUCUUCUAUGUUAAUAAUAUUAUUAUUUUGUAAAUCAGAAAUGUUGUUAGCAUCUACUUAGGAAUGCUAUGUCCGAGCCCUAUUAUGUAAACAAUGUGGUAUGUGAAUUUUUAGAAUUAAAAUUUAUGUUGUUUUAUCUCAUAAUGUUAUUCAAAAUGUAUUUAGACAUAUAUUUGUACAUUAAAUUAUUUUAAUGGGAGCAGUGUCUUGAUUAAAAUGGUAGUCAGCAGGCACACUUACCUGAUUGGAGAAUGAAUUAUUUUUAUUAACAUACACUCUUAUAGCAAAAAUGUAUUUGAUUAGUGCUGUUUUAUUAGCACUGUUUUCCUGGAACGAUUUAGAGCGUUACUUCGAGGGGCAGGUGUAAUAAGCUUGCAGCUAUCAUGCUUCAAAACCUUGGCUUACCAUUUUCAGUAAGUGUGUAGCAUUAUGCCAUUUUACAGAUUGAUCUAAAAAUAAUUGUUGUAUAACACUGCCUGUAUGUAGAAAGUUGUUUGCCUGAAAAGUUUUGCUGUCAAUGCUAAUUUGUACCAUUGCUUGAAACCAAUUUUUGACCUAGUCUAAGGCAUCCAGUGUUAUUUGUGGUAAACAUGAUGUUUAAACUUUUAUUUUAAUUACUUUUCCUGCUUGAGAUUAGAAGAAUUUACGACCGAGUAGAUUAACAUUCAUCUUAAAACUUUUAUUUGUAGCUUGUGUGAAAAAAUGUUGGUGCGGACAUGCAGAACAUAAGUGCUGAACAUAAUGUAGCUGCGAGCUGCCAUCAUAGCUGUCAUUUCCAACAGGCAGCAGAAUAUCGCCAAUCCAAGACAAAGUCUGUGAAAUUAACAACCCUCAUACAUUCAAUCAUUCAGAGCUGUUUUGUAAUGCACUUACAUCUUUAAAUUUUAUACAGUGGAACCCUGCAAAAAAGAUUUCAUGGCAGGGUAAAAUGUACUGAAAUUAUAUUUAAAAAAUCAGCUAAUGUGUGUUUAUUAAGUUAUUAAUCAAAAAUAUUUUGCAUACAAAUGCAGUAUCAGAAAUCCAGUGUCCUGUCAAAAGUGUUUUAUGUAUGGUAUUUAUUGAUUUAAAACUUAUUGUAAUUUGAUGAUGCAUAAACUUUGCAAUAUUAUUUUUAACUAUUGACUAUACAGGAAAGUAGUCACAUUAUGAACUUCCAACUUUGUCUUACUUUUGAAUAUUUAUUUGUUUACCUCUGAUUUGGAGUUUUUCUUACAUUUUUUGCCAUGCUAAACGUUGAAUUGUUGAAAUCAUGGGACACGCCUAAGCCAUAACCAGUGACAAACUUUGAAAUGAGCUACCCAGUGCAAGUUAAUGUUAUUUUUAUAAAUUACAAAUUUUCAGAUUUGUAUGCUUAUCUAUAACAGGAAUGUAUAAAUAUAAUAUUUUCAUUGAGUGCAUGAUUUGACAUCAUGGGGAAUUUGCAUAAUUAAUUAGACAUGUUAUGGGUUGUGUACAUGGACUCCACCACGUUGUUGGGCAUGUGGACCCAGCUUUCGACUCUGUCUCUGUGUCAUGACGUGGUCUGUGUGGUGCUAGGCUCGAUUCCCCAUAUACCGCGUUGACGUCUACCGUUCCAGCACACUCUGAGCGGAGGGCACGCUAUUGCAUUACCGAGUGAUCACGCUAAUCAAGUCUUCACAAGUCUGGUUGAAGGGUUUUAUUUCGGUCAAGUCCUACACGAAUGAACACAAUUAUUAAAGAGAACUUUACGGAUUAAUGCUGCGAAAGAUGCCAAUGGCAAUUCAACUGGUUUAGGGGCAGACCAGCACACCGCUUGGCCUGCCCUAGAAAUUAAGAUGCAUCAUUCAAUUUAAAAUGUCCCCUAGGACUUAAAUCAUUAAUUAAACAGUCUACCACCUGAGGUAGAUAUCUAGAAGAUAGAGAAAAAUGUUUAAAAAGAUAUUAACGAUGACAUGUUAAGAGAUCAGUUGGAACUAAACGGUGAAGUCGACCAGGUGCUUAAGUUGCAUCCUACCUCGGGCAGCGGAUGAGACAGACUGGGCAGUGGUCCGGGUUUCAUGGUGGCAGCAAGCAGUUGAACUACCUUAGGCCGUUUAUAAUUACGUGAAGAAACAAAUAACGCAAAAUAACUUCUCGAGCACGGAACGAAAAAUUACAAUUGAUUAUUAAGUAUUAACAUUUUGUAAUUUUUUAUUAAGUUAAAAAAUAAACUACCCGUGUAAGGCUGCGUUCAGAAAGUGUUUGUGCAUUGUGCUGCGCAAUCAUUAUUUAAGCUGAAAGAAAACAAGAUACUAAAAGGAUUAAAAAAACAAGUAAAAUUACAAAUUUUAGUAAUUUAAAAUAUAUUAGGGGUGCAUGGCACAGACUCUACUAGACUCUUUGCCGGGUGGACAAACACACACAUGUUGGUGGGAGGUUUGACUAGAGGGUGAUGGUGGGUAGAGAGGAGGCCUGAUGCAGGGCGAGGUACAUAGGGCUUAGGGAGGGCGUAGCCCUGGUCGAUGUCAUAUUAGUCAUUAUAGCACAACUCCAUUCAGUUGGCUGGCUGGAGGUGAAAGCUGUGUGUAUUGUGUGUUAGUGUGGGAAGUGAACAUCACGUGGAAUGUCACGAGCCAGGAGCAGGGAAGUGUACAUGCGGGGACAGUGGUCAUAUGCAAAGUGAGCGCUGACACACCAUGACUUUCUCACGGUUUUAGGGCAUAUGACCUCCAAAAUUACAGUUAGCUCUGAACCAUUUGGUACCAACUCAGGGCCUAUAUAGUCAUGUCGAGUUGUCUGGAUCGAGUCCACCAUCUUUGCCACAUGAACCUGACAUGCCAACGACCACUGUCACCAAGGACCUGCCUUGCAGGGCUGGGCAAUGUUGGUAGUGUAGCUUACUUGGCUGCAAUGAACUAGUACGUUCAGAUCAGGAAAAUAUUCUUCAUGAAGUGUUGAAAGUCAUACAAAGCACAGUAUACAGCAUAUAAGUAAAAAAGAGGCUCAAUAGUUAAAGACUCACUGUUAUGGCAUUGGACAUGGGAUGGACUUGUUUGGCUGUAAAAAAACUGUCAUAUUAAUUAUAAUUUCAGAUAGCAUUGUUUUUAUGAAUUAUACCAUAUUUACCCACACCUGCAAGUACAUAAUAAUUUAAUGGGGAGUAAGACUCAUGAAUUUUUCACAGUCUACUUCAGUUACUUCCCUAAGCCAGUGUUUUCUCACAUGAGUGUAAAAAAAAUUUCAAACUGGUUACACUCUUUGCAUUUCCCUAUGUCAGAAUCUGUUUGACUGUUGUGCCAUCUCCCGCGGCUUUGUGUUCAAGACUUGGGUGAGCCUGGUGGGUUUUCUGGUGCCCUUAUGAUUCUCCAGGAGGGCGCCAGGCUAGUGUGCAACUAAUCAGACUUGCUGCGUGGGUCAUCGGCCCUAGCAUGGUCCCACUAGUCCGUAGGCUGUUGGCUGGUGUCUGGCAGGAAGUGUAGCUAAGUGAUGGGUACACAGUCCCUACACAGUAGAAUACGCUGAUAUUUACCAGGGAAGUCUGCAAACUAUGGAAUGAGAAGUACUCGGUUGGAUGAACAUCAUUGUAAUCAGCACGUAGUGUCGGCAUGGCCCGUCACCUAAGGCGCAGCCAACAACUCCUGCACUCAUGUCGAGACAACUACUUAAAUGUACACCGAAUGCGGGUAAAAUUAAAGAAAAAUUAUCAAAAUUAAUAAAGCAGAAAAAAAGGUACAUGAACAGCGCAGGGUGCAACUUAGUGAGAAAACGGCAAAUAU